CCCACAUCCCCUUCAUUCCAAAAUCCAUUAUUUUCUCUUCCCUUAACAACACAAAGGGGAUUUCAAAUGGGAAUGCCACUUUCUUUUCUUCUCCUUCUUACUCUAUUAUCUCCUAUCUUCACAUUCUCCUCUCAUGUUCCUGACCCUGAAGUUAUAGUCCAACAAGUUAAUGAGAAAAUCAAUGCAUCAAGAAGGAACUUAGGGUAUUUAUCAUGUGGAACAGGCAAUCCAAUUGAUGAUUGUUGGAGAUGUGAUCCUAAUUGGGAAAAAAACAGACAAAGACUAGCUGAUUGUGCAAUUGGCUUUGGUAAACAAGCAAUUGGUGGUAAAGAUGGUAAAAUCUACAUAGUUACUGACACUAGUGAUGAUCCAGUAAAUCCAAAGCCAGGAACAUUAAGAUAUGGUGCAAUUCAAGAUGAACCACUUUGGAUUAUAUUUUCUAGAGAUAUGGUUAUUAAGUUGAAAGAAGAAUUAAUGUUGAAUUCAUUUAAGACAAUUGAUGGUAGAGGUGCUAGUGUACAUAUUGCUGGUGGUCCAUGUAUAACUAUACAAUAUGUUACAAAUAUUAUAAUACAUGGAUUAAAUAUUCAUGAUUGUAGACAAGGUGGAAAUGCUUAUGUUAGAGAUUCACCACAACAUUAUGGUUGGAGAACAAUAUCAGAUGGAGAUGGUGUUUCUAUAUUUGGUGGAAGUCAUGUUUGGGUUGAUCAUUGUUCUUUGUCAAAUUGUAAUGAUGGUUUGAUUGAUGCAAUUCGUGGUUCUACUGCCAUUACUAUUUCCAAUAAUUAUAUGACACAUCACAACAAGGUAAUGCUUUUGGGACAUAGUGAUUCAUUCACUAGAGACAAGAAUAUGCAAGUUACCAUUGCUUUUAAUCAUUUUGGAGAAGGGCUUGUGCAAAGGAUGCCAAGAUGUAGACAUGGAUAUUUCCAUGUGGUGAAUAAUGACUACACUCAUUGGGAGAUGUAUGCAAUUGGAGGAAGUGCUUCUCCAACUAUCAAUAGUCAAGGCAAUAGAUUCCUUGCUCCUAAUGAUAUCUUCAACAAGGAGGUGACAAAACAUGAGGAUGCAGCAGAAAGUGAAUGGAAGAAUUGGAAUUGGAGAUCAGAAGGUGAUUUAAUGCUUAAUGGAGCAUUUUUCAUAAGAUCUGGUGCUGGAGCUUCUUCAAGUUAUGCAAAAGCAUCAAGUUUAAGUGCAAGGCCAUCUACUUUGGUUAAUUCUAUUACAAUGAAUGCUGGUGCACUUGGUUGCAAAAAGGGCAAAAGAUGCUGAUUAAUAUGUAUAUGAUUAUUAAUAAUCUUAAUUAGCACUAUAUGCUCUUUUUUCCAAGUGUAUUGUUGAGAAAUUGUGAAAUAUUAUAAUCUCUCAGUUAAUUAUAUACCAUGUAGUAUAUAAAAAAAAAAUGGAUGAUGAAGGACAGGUUGAUGAGUUUGUAACUUGACUUCCCCUCUCAUUGUAAUGUUAUGUGAUAAUCAAGGAUCAAGUGUGAAUACUACUACCACAUUUCAACUAGAA
Messenger RNA from Solanum pennellii, 1515 nucleotides. RefSeq names its product probable pectate lyase 5. The record is from RefSeq and is a predicted model, not a curated record. The coding region runs from base 67 to 1272 and encodes 401 amino acids. Gene Ontology annotation, molecular function: pectate lyase activity. Lineage: Eukaryota; Viridiplantae; Streptophyta; Magnoliopsida; Solanales; Solanaceae. The transcript has 5 exons.